Miscanthus lutarioriparius is the source of this 264-nucleotide messenger RNA. Lineage: Eukaryota; Viridiplantae; Streptophyta; Magnoliopsida; Poales; Poaceae. The record is from the annotation of a GenBank genome assembly.
AUGGCCUCCUCGUCCUCCUUCCUGCUCGCCAUGGCCGCGCUAGCAGCAUUGUUGGCUGUUGGAUCGUGCGGCACCCUACUGACCUGGACGGUCGGCAAGGGCUCUAGUUUCAACCGCCUAGUCCUUGUCGCCAACGCCGCCAUCUCUGAGGUGUCGGUCAAAGAUAAGAGCGCCACGGAAUGGUCGGACGACCUCAAGGAGUCACCAGCCAGUUUGGUUCAUGUUCAUGUCAUUCGUGCAAUGUAUGGUGGUUCAAAUGAUUGA